Molecule: messenger RNA, 3117 nt
Organism: Naegleria gruberi
Lineage: Eukaryota; Heterolobosea; Eutetramitea; Acrasida; Naegleriidae
Exons: 3
Coding region: 1-3117 (1038 amino acids)
Source: RefSeq, a predicted model, not a curated record
AUGGUGAAACUUGUUUCCAUUGCCACUUGUUGCUUGAUCACUCUCUUUUUCUAUCAAGCUGUGGUCAACUGCCAACAAUAUGUAAGCAAGACAGUUUAUUACACCUCUGAAAAUUGCACAGGAGUUGAAUAUGCCACUUUCUACGUUGCUUCCCCAUCUGUAUGUACCUACACAACUCCAGCAGACAAAUGUGCCACCCUUCAUCAAGCAGACAACACUACAAUCUAUUUCAAAUAUGAAUGUGCUGCAGAGGUUCCAACUGUGGCAUUAUCAAACACAUUCAAUGCCUAUUUAUGGAAGAACACAACUGGAAUGUGCGUUGGUAAACCGAAUUCAGUCCAAAUCACUCCUAUCAAUAAGUGUGUGCAAAAUUUUGGGUCGAGUUUUUAUGUUUUCAUUGGAAGUACUGAAAUGACAUACUAUUCUGAUAGUCAGUGUACAAAAAAGAUGUAUUCCCUGUCGUUUGAAUUGAACAAGUGUUUGACUGGAUAUUUCAUGCAAAUUAUUGGAGGAAGUUUACCUCAACCUUCUCCAACUCCAAAUCCUCCAACUCCAGUUCUACAACAAUAUGAAAGAUUGAUGUUUUAUAAUGGAAGUGUUCAAGGAGGAUCUUCUUGCUUGAAUGGAGUUAGUGGUCAAGUUUAUAGACCUAGUGUAAAUAAUUCAUGUGAAAGUGUCAAUUGUCAAGGUGGUUCAAAUGGAAUUUACCAAAGAAAGGAUUGUACAACUUCUAUCCCAACUGAUCCAGCAACUGGUACUUUUCACAUAACUACCUAUUCAGAUCAAUCUCUCUGCACCUUACAGAAAUCCUUAUUGAAACUAGAAGUUUAUCCAAUUGACUCAUGUUCUCCAUACUCACCACAGGAGAAUAAUUCAACAACAGUUUUUCCUCAAAUUUAUAUCAAAUCAGAUGGAUGUAAAACAUUAAGAAAGUUCAAUGAUUCCUCCUGUUCACAACUCCUUGCACAAUUUGACUUGAGUGCUAACUUGAAUAUUUGUGGUUACGGUGGUGUUAAAUACACAUGUAAGUCAAAUACUGGAGGUGGUGGUGGAGGUGGUGGAAAUAAUGGAGGAAUUACUGGAGGAAAUAGCACAAGAGCAAACUCUUCCUCUACUUUCCAUCUAAAUUCAUUCUUUUCCCUUGCCUUAAUUUUAUUCGCAACCAUGCUUGGAAUGCUUUCAUCACUAACGAAGCAAUUUCUAGCUAAUGAACUUGGAAAUUGCAAAGAACUUAAAAAAAAAAUGUCUUCAUCAUCCACCACGCGAAUUGUUAUUGGUGAUGAUUUUGGAGGCGAUAACGACACGAAGAACAACAAGAAUGGAUCAUCAUCAUCGGAUGAAUCCACAUCAGAAUUACAUGAUUUGGCACAGAUUCUUAGGCUCAUGUUGAUCGCCGAGAAUGAAAAUGCCUUUAGGGAUGUUAAUGUUGAAACUCUUGAACAAAUGAUCAUGAUGAAUGAUGAGAGGGAUUUGAUUGCGAGCUUUGAGAUGGUGAGUGGAAUGAGACCAAGUUCUAGGGUGAAUGUUCAACAAAUUAAAGAGGAAUAUAAGAAGAGUAAGAAAAUUCCUUCUUCUUCUACUCUUAAUAAUAGUGAUAGUAUUAUUAUUGUUGAUGAUGAGGAGAAGAGCAAGACGGAUAACCUAGUUGUGGUUGAAAAUCAACAUCCGAUUGCUGAUGAUUCUAUUGAAAUUAUAAUGGAAGAUUCUGGUGUAAGAAUUCCAGAACCACCAGUAUUGGAAGUGGAACAAAUUCCUAUCGCUGUUCAAAUGAAGUUGAGAGUGUUAAAGUUAAAAUUGAACGAUGCAGAACUUUUGAAGGAAUAUUCAGAUCAUCAACUUGCACAAGUAUUGGCAGAACAUGAAAAUAAUGUGCAAUCUUCAGCUGAUUAUAUCAUGCAACAGUAUGUCAAGAAGACUGUGCAGAGUACUCUAUCCGAUAGUGAUUCUGAGGACACUGGUAAAUAUUCACAAUUCACAAAGGAUGUUUUGAGAAAGAGAUUGAAAAUGGGUGGAUUUACCGAAUAUGAAAAUGCAACUGAUGAAACGCUAUCUAUUCUGCUUGAUGUUGGAGGUGGUGAUGUUGAAUGUGCAUUGCAGAAUAUCAGAGGAACAAAUUCAGGAACACCUAAUGUUAUUCAUACUGCAAGAUACAUUUCAGAUCCUAAUUUACCAUGGGACAAAAAUCCAACAAAACCAAUAACGGAAGAGGGUAAAGAGGCAUUACAAAAGGAAGGAAGAUCUGUUUUUGAAUAUUUGGGAAGAAAAGAUGUUCUGGUUUCGUCCUCUGUAAAUCAAUAUUUCAAUAAGGUAUCAGGCUCUGAUUAUUUUUGGACUACUAAACAAGAAAAAGGAAAAGCUGGAUUGAUUGACAAUUACGAAAUGGAAAGAUAUAACACCUUUACAAAAAAUCAAACACAUUACGGGAAUUGGAAACUUUGGAGAUUAGAUAAUUUAUUUUACACAAAAAUUAAGCAACCACCAUAUGUUACCACAGAAAAAGAAGUGACAGAAGAGUCACCAAUAAUAGAAUUAGAGGAUGGAAGACCACCAUUCAAACAAAAGUAUGCUAAAUACAGAAAACAAAAAUUGAUUAGAGAAAGAGUUGAUAUAAUAGAAAAGAAAAUACGAGAUAGCAAAUUUAAUGAACGACAAAAUGUUGGAUAUGAAUUUGGAGAGCAUGUAUACAGAUCUUGGAUUGGAUUUUUAGUGGUACUGGCAAUUUCAGCCAUUAUAGGACUUAUAUUAGUCCCACUUUCUAUGGACGAGUUUAUUCCAAACGAUAUUGGCACCUACUAUUGGUUGAUUUCAUGGUUGAGUCUUGGUGUUAUCACAAUUCCUUACUUUUACAUAAUGUUAUUCCAUCACUCACACAGAUUUGAUUUCUAUCCUAUUUGGAGUAAGAGACAGUUGAAUGGUGAGGAAAGAAUGGAUCAUGGAGGUGAAAUGUUCAUUCUCUUCUCUUCAACAUGGACUUGGCUUCCAUACAUUUUCCUUGUUGCAGGUCUGAAAUAUGCAGUCUAUGCGGAGCAACCAAUAUUGAGCUAUAUUGCCAUUCCAGGGUACGUGUUGGCCAUGAUGUCUUUCUUUUGCAGUGCACCAACUUUAGGAUCAACGUAA